This is a messenger RNA of Venustampulla echinocandica, 1155 nucleotides long. RefSeq names its product putative epoxide hydrolase. Gene Ontology annotation, biological process: epoxide metabolic process. Lineage: Eukaryota; Fungi; Ascomycota; Leotiomycetes; Helotiales; Pleuroascaceae. The transcript is spliced from 3 exons. The record is from RefSeq and is a predicted model, not a curated record. Gene Ontology annotation, molecular function: epoxide hydrolase activity. Bases 1 to 1155 code for a protein of 384 amino acids.
AUGGACCCAUCAAUCAAGCCCUUCAAAAUAUCGGUCCCAGACUCAGCCAUAGACACCCUAAAAGCCAAACUGGCAAGCACAACAUUCCCGGAUGAAGUUCCGCUCGCCGAUAGCUGGGAUUAUGGCACCCCUCUCACAGACAUGAAGCGGCUUGUAAAAUUUUGGAGCGAUGGGUUUGACUGGCGAGCCCAGGAGAAGAGGCUAAAUGAACUGCCGCAAUUUACGACCAAGAUUGAUGUCGAUGGGUUCGAGCAGUUGGACAUUCAUUUUGUGCAUCGAAGAAGCAAGCGAGAGGGAAGGCCUGGGAGUUUCAUUGAGGUCACCAAAAUUAUUUCCUUGCUCACUGAUGGGAAACCGGACGGUCCAUCUUUCCAUGUUGUUGCGCCUUCGCUUCCUAAUUUUGGCUUCUCUCAAGCUCCUUCAAAGCCCGGCUUCGGUCUCGCACAGUAUGCCGAAGUUAAUCAUAAACUCAUGCUAAAACUAGGAUAUGAUAAAUAUGCAACCCAGGGUGGCGAUUGGGGCUGGUCAAUCAACCGAAUGAUGGGGGUCAGAUAUCCAUCACAUGUUGUUGCCUCACACUUCAACUACGUCCCCGCAGAUCGAGCCCGUCUAACGAAAUGCCUCGACUCUCUAAGUAGCCCUUUAACGGAGCAAGAGAAAGAAGGAGUAGUUCGAAGCGAAUGGUUCUACGACAAGGGCUUCGGAUAUAACUACCUCCAGAGCACUCGUCCCUCGACCCUUGGAUUCGCGCUGAGAGACUCUCCCACCGCACUCCUGUCCUGGAUCUACGAGAAACUCCAUGACUGGACGGAUUGUUAUCCCUGGACCGACGACGAGAUACUCACUUGGAUUUCUAUUUACCAAUUCUCUCGCGCGGGGCCAGAAGCUAGCCUGAGAAUUUAUUACGAGGCAGUUCACAUGAAGCCGGAGGAGAGGAGUAAGGUGUAUGAGUAUAAUAAAGACGUGAAGUUGGGACUGAGUUAUUUCCCCAGGGAUGUAAUUGUAGCGCCUUCUGCGUAUGGGCGCACAAUGGGCCCUGUGGUUUACGAGAUCCGGCAUCCGGAUGGAGGGCAUUUUGCUGCAUAUGAGAGACCGGAGCUUUUAGUUGGUGAUUUGAGGAAGAUGUUUGGUGAGGAGGGGCGAGUGAUGUGGUGA